AAGCUCACGUAAUUACAGCACUCUUGUCUUAAGUAACCGAAAAUCUUAACAGAAAAGAGAAACCAGAGACACGUGUCGUCCAUCUGUACACUUGAGCAAUCACAAAAAGGACGUUUCCUUUUUGUCAAUGAUAAUGAUAGAUUGGCGAUCAAGAAACCGCCAUUCCAAUUUCCCUUUCCAUAAAUCCACACUCUCUCUAGAAAUGCACCGUUUAGAAAAAGGUUGAAUUUUUUACACUCUGCAUCACCGCUUGUACAUACUAGCUUAUUACGUCUUGUACAUACAUCACUUUCCCACUCUCUCUCUCUCUCUCUACGAUCGGGCGCGGAAAUUCGUCAGCUGGGGACGAUUGUAGGCGAAUUUUUAGUUUGUUCGGAUCAAUUGAUCGAGGAAUGGCGCCGCCGUUAUCGUCCGACGACUUUGGGGUCCAAACCCUAACCCUAAUUUCCGGCCUCCCUAACGACGUCGGGGCGUUGAUUCUCGCAUUCGUUCCUUACUGUCACCACGCCCGCCUCAAACUCACCUGCAAAUCGUGGAGGCGCUUCUUCUCCUCGAAAACCCUAAUAUCUCUCCGCCAGAAUUACGUCGUCGCGCCGAAAUUGCUCUGUAUUUUCCCGCAGGAUCCUUCGAUUUCGCCGCCAUAUCUGUUCGACCCAAAGAAUAUGUCUUGGUGCCCGCUUCCGCUGAUGCCCUGCAACCCGCACGUCUACGGCCUCUCCAAUUUCAUCUCCGUCGCGGUGGGGCCCCAUCUCUACGUUAUCGGGGGGUCCCUCUUCGAUACCCGGUCGUUCCCCCUCGAUCGCCCCUCACCGUCUUCCUCCGCGUUCCGUUUCGAUUUCGCCGCCUUCUCUUGGGAAUCGCUGUCCCCCAUGAUCACGCCGCGUGGCAGUUUCGCGUGCGCCGCCGUGCCGGAACGCGGGAAGAUUUUGGUGGCUGGCGGCGGGUCGCGGCACACCAUGUUCGGCGCGGCCGGGAGUAGGAUGAGUUCGGUGGAGAUGUAUGAUAUAGGGAAUGAUGAGUGGGAGGCACUGGAUGGUUUGCCUAGGUUCCGAGCCGGCUGCGUUGGGUUCUUUAUUGGGAGGGAGUUUUGGGUGAUGGGAGGAUACGGGGAGUCGAGGACGGUGUCGGGCGUUUUUCCGGUGGAUGAGUAUUAUAGGGAUACGGUGGUGAUGGAGCUGACGAGUGGGGGGAAAUGGAGGGAGCUUGGCGAUAUGUGGGAGGAAGGGGAGAGGCGGAGGCUGGGGAAAAUAGUUGUGGCUGAGGAUGUUGGCUGGGAUUCUCCAGGUAUAUUCAUGCUUGAUAGAGGUGAAAUAUUCAGGUAUGAUAGGAGGUGUAAUCGUUGGGCAAAAGAGACGUGUGUGCCAAAGAAGGUCCGUGAUGAUGCAUCAGUUGGGUUUGUUGCAUUAGACAAGGAGCUGUACUUGCUGAGCCUUUUGAAUGCAAGUGAGUGUGGAAGAGGAAGAUCGCAUAAGAGGUCAUCAUCAUCAACGCUGCUGAUACAGAUAUAUCAUCCUGGCAAGAGUAGGUGGAGGUCAGCUAUCGUCAAGCCACCUUUUCAUCACUCCUUGGAUUUUAGAACUACAGUAAUGUGCCCCAUCAGAUUGUAGAUUUCUAUUUCCCUUCCCUGCUCUUCAUCUACACCUUACCAUCAUUGUUUCUUGCACCAACUACCAUGCAUGUAUACAAAUAAAUGUAAAUGUGAGUAUUCAUUUCUUCA
This is a messenger RNA of Salvia miltiorrhiza (redroot sage), 1717 nucleotides long. RefSeq names its product F-box/kelch-repeat protein OR23. The transcript is spliced from 2 exons. The record is from RefSeq and is a predicted model, not a curated record. NCBI's taxonomy places the organism in Eukaryota, Viridiplantae, Streptophyta, Magnoliopsida, Lamiales, Lamiaceae. Bases 393 to 1607 code for a protein of 404 amino acids. Gene Ontology annotation, molecular function: protein binding.